AUGCAUUCCCGAGCCUGCACAUCCCGCUUCAUCCUUGCACGGCUGUCGUCUCCGGCAGUCAGGAUGAACUCUUCUGCCGCUGCCGCUGCAGCCAAGCCCGCCUUCUCGGCCGUGCAGCAGGUCACCAACUUUCAAGAGACGAUAGCCAAUCGCCCUGAAUUUGACCACUCAGGCGAGCCCAUCGAGAUCACAAAAUCUCCCGACCCCUCGUGGUCGUUUGGCGAGGGUGUCCGCACCGGCCCUCCCCCUUCUACCCAGGACAAGAUCCACAAAGAGAUCGACCCCUAUUCCCCGGAUCGAUCUGUCUCGCAAAACUACCGUCUCCUAAUUUCCGGCAUUGCUCCUCGCCCCAUUGGUUUCCUUAGCACCCUCUCCGCAGAUGGCAAGACCAAGAACCUUGCCCCAUUCAGCUACUUCCAGGUUGUUGACCAUGAUCCUCCCAUGUUCAUAGUCAGCUUCUCCGCUCGCUCUGGCCUGAUGAAGGAUACUUAUCGGAAUCUAAAAGAGACGGGAGAAUGUGUCAUUAACACCGUCUCUGAGAACAUGAUCGAAGCUGUUAACGCUUCAUCCAUCGAUGCUCCUUACGGUCUUUCAGAAUGGGACCUGACAGGCCUGACCGAAAGCCAAACAACAACAGUCAAACCAUCCCGCGUCAAAGAGUCUGUGCUCUCCAUCGAGGGCAAAGUUAUUGACAUCAAGGAGUUUGAAGGUCACUCCCCAGGCAUGAGCGGUUCCGCCAUCUGCCUCAUCAAGGCAACACGCUUCUGGGUACAGCAAGAUGCGGCAAACGAGGACUUUAGUCAUAUUCACCUAGACAAGCUGCGUCCCAUCGCGCAGCUCGGUGGCAUGUCUUACGGGAGAAUCUCGUCGACUUUUGAGCUGCCUCGCGGUCGGUGGGUUGAUGAACAGCCAAAGAGCGAGCUCCUGACCAGGCUAGAAGAAGCUCACGCAGAUGGUCAAGGCGAGGCAGGGAAGGACAAGCUGUAA
Molecule: messenger RNA, 987 nt
Organism: Fusarium vanettenii 77-13-4
Lineage: Eukaryota; Fungi; Ascomycota; Sordariomycetes; Hypocreales; Nectriaceae
Exons: 2
Coding region: 1-987 (328 amino acids)
Molecular function (GO): FMN binding
Source: RefSeq, a predicted model, not a curated record